This is a messenger RNA of Momordica charantia (bitter melon), 1270 nucleotides long. RefSeq lists its product as uncharacterized. NCBI's taxonomy places the organism in Eukaryota, Viridiplantae, Streptophyta, Magnoliopsida, Cucurbitales, Cucurbitaceae. Gene Ontology annotation, biological process: protein dephosphorylation. The record is from RefSeq and is a predicted model, not a curated record.
UAUAAUUUUUUCCGUUUAACUUCAGCCGGAGAAAUUUCUCAAAGGGGAUUGGCGGGUGAUUCUCUCGAGACUGCUUCGUCUCUCCUCCUUGGCUUCCAUUUCAUAUGGUCAUCAUAGAAAGCUCGAAUUCCACAUCGAGUAGAUUCCGAAUUGUAAGCACCCAUUUGAUGGUCUGAUCUGAUAUUCUUCUGGGUUUCGAAUUAUCCAAUUUUUCAGGCUUCAAAUCGAUGAAACCCGGAAUUUCAUUUUUGAUAGGGUUGAAGGCAGCAGCCUUGUUCUCUCUAUUUCUAUUUCUCAGAUUCUAUGGCUUCCGAUUGUUAUCGUUUCAAUUCUUGUACGCGUCUCUAGUUUCUCUCUUGGUUUCAGUCGCUUCUCUCCCAUCCAUCAAUCUUCCGCUGCUUUUGGGGAAGAGAACAGAUGGGAGUUUUCCGAUUUGGUCGAUCGUCAUCUUCAGCCCAUUUUUGUUUUUCGUCCGAUUUCUUCCUUCAUUGAGGGGAUUGUACCGUAGGGACGAUCCUUACUCUGAAAUUUGUGAGGGUAUAUUCGUUGGGGGGUGGCCUAGUUCUCCUGAUAGAUUGCCUCCUUGCAACCCUGCCAUUUUAGAUUGUACUUGUGAGUUGCCUCGAUGUUUGGAGGUCUCUGGGCCAAGUUAUUUGUGUAUCCCAACUUGGGACACUCGCUCUCCUCAGCCAGAAAAUAUUGAAUCGGCUGUUCGAUGGGUUUGUAGAAAGAGAGAGCAGAAGAGGCCAGUGUUCAUCCAUUGUGCUUAUGGUCAUGGAAGAAGCGUCGCGGUUACAUGUGCAGUGUUAGUGGCUCUAGGAGAGGCAGAAGAUUGGAAAAAUGCUGAGAAGUUGAUAAAAGAGAAACGACCUUGCAUUCGGAUGAAUUCGUCUCAUCGCAAAGCCUUGGAAGAAUGGUCCAAACAUCGGCUAUCUGCUCCGACGAAGAAGAGAGAUAACGAUGUCAGUUCUAUGCUUCUUUCUGGUGGCUGAGGAGCAAAAGGAUGAAUCUAAAAGGGGCACAUGUAACUAUAGUAAUCUUGCUUAUUGCUUGAGAUGGUAAUUUGAUGUCAUGAAUGAACUUUGAGUGCUGAUACUGAAGCAAGAACCUCCAAUUUUUCCAUUUUGAAUUCAGCCCUUUAAUUUGUGUGCCCUCACACCAAAAUUGUUAGUUCAGGCUUGAAGGCUAGUAGUUAUACUUAUAUAGACAUGAGCAUACAAACUGCUCAAACUUAUGAAACUGUAUCAUGAAGUAGCUAUUUGAAUUUAAA